Molecule: messenger RNA, 1397 nt
Organism: Danio aesculapii
Lineage: Eukaryota; Metazoa; Chordata; Actinopteri; Cypriniformes; Danionidae
Product: class I histocompatibility antigen, F10 alpha chain
Exons: 6
Coding region: 64-1080 (338 amino acids)
Biological process (GO): immune response
Cellular component (GO): external side of plasma membrane
Source: RefSeq, a predicted model, not a curated record
AGCCCCGGCCAGUUAAGUUCUGUUCCAGUUUCCUCUGACCGAGUUAAGGCUAAGACUAAAGACAUGCAGUACAAGUGUACAGAGUCCGUAUUCCUCAUUUUUUCACUUGUAUUUCCACUUGCGUCUUAUGGCUCUCACUCUUUAUGGACGUUUGCAACGUCCAUUAAAGGAAAAACGCCAUUUCCUGAAUUGAGUUGUGUAGUGAUGCUGGAUGACGUCAGCGUUCUGUACUAUAAUGGUGAUACAGACAGUUUCAUAGCAAGAGGAAACACAACAGCUGAGGACGAUGUGUUUGAUCAAGGCGCUCUUGAAAUUAUAAAGGGACAUAUAAAAACAGCCUUUAAGCGAAGAUGGGCCAAUGCACAACAAAACUUAACUAAAACUGAUGGUGUUUUCACUCUUCAGCUUUUGGUUAUGUGUGAGCUGAAGGAUGAUGGUGAACCAGGACAAAUGAUUGCACAAGUUGCUUUCGACGGAUUCACCAUAAAUAUGGUGCUAUAUGCUGACAAAAAUGUUACCUUUCACACCAACUUAAACAUCUCAAAGGAAGAAAAAGAACAAAUUUUUGAAAACCUCAAACACCGUCAUAAAACUGUAUAUCAACCAUUCUGCUAUAAGACGGUCAAGGGUUACCUUGAAAAAAGGAGGAAUCAAGUCAAUAGAAAAGUGAAACCAGAAGUCAGACUCUUUCACAAAGCAAACUCAGACUCUGGAGGUUUUCAUGUGAGUUGUUUGGCGACAGGAUUUUACCCUCGUCACAUCAACCUGACCCUGUUGAGAGAUAGACAGCCUGUAUCUGAUCAUGAGGUCACUGGAGGAGAUCUGCUGCCCAAUGGAGACGGGACGUACCAGAUGAGGAAGAGUCUGGAGAUCAGAGAAGAGGAGAGAGAAAAACACGAAUACACCUGCUCUGCUAAACACCUGGGCAAAGAAUAUCACACUGAUUUGGCUGAACCUCACAGAAUCUACACAUGGAUUGCUAUUGGUGUUUCUGUUCUGUUGGUAUGUGCUAUAAUUGUUGGUUUGGCAGUAUACAUUAGGAAAAGAGGCCAAAAGGACAGAACAACAGUACAGACAUAAAGAGGAAAAAAUGAUGGAGUUCUGUAAUCUUCUGAAGUCAUUUCAGUGAAGAUGAAACUGCUUUAUUCAGUGGAGACAAUGCACAUGGUGGAAUGAUAAUCUAAGACUGACAUCUGACUGCUUUAAAGAGUAAAUAUGUAAUAUAGUGUAUAUAAAGAAUUUGAAUUACUUGUUUAUUGUCAUUUAUUUUCUUUGGAGCUUCUUAGAAUUUUGUUGGACGUCAUUUGGGACGUGCUGUGAUACAGUGUCAUGUUUGGUAUCAAUUUAUUAAUUUGUAACUUUUUGUGUUUUGAAUACAACUAAAAAUAAAUAUUUUC